ACGUAAUAUAUACGAGUUCGAGUUACCGUCAAGGUAGACGCUUCAAAGUCAUUGUUAUGCGGAGCUAUCAACGAGUCUAAGAUCUGACGUGGGAUAUCGCCACAACAUAAUAGUGGCGACAAGAAUGUUACAGUGACGGCAAUAACAUACGAGUGGACGACGAUCCACAUUAUAAGAGUGGCAACGAGGAUAUAUAUACAAUUAACGCUGACAACAUUGAAAAAAAUUUUUUUUUUUUCACGAGCAAAUAAACAAUUCACGCGGAAAACCUUGAAAAAUUUUUCACGUGGAGAAAUUAAACACUCGACAGAAAAGUGACAAACAUUUUUGUUGUACUUAUUUAAAGAAAAAUCUGUAAAAUUAUGGAAAACUUGUUAGUGGGUUUAGCUGAGUUGCACAAACGGCAACAAUAAUAACUCAAAGAAUAACAAGAAAACAACAAAUGUUACAGCAACAAAAGCUAAAACUGAUGAAGUUGGUAACAAAACCAGAAAAUACGUUUUCACCAGACCAUAUAGCAAAUUCAUAUUACCGAAAAUUUGAAAAAAAUUUCGAAAAACAAUGUCAAGAUUGGAUGAACGAAUUGAAAACGCGACUAUUUCUGAAGAAACUGGUGACGAUAGAGCAUGAGAAAUAUUGUAACUUUAUAUUGCCUGGAAAAUGUUUCUGACAUAAAUUUCAUGGACGCAGUUGACAUUUUAUGUAAGAUGUUCAGUGAAAAAACAACGUUAUUCAACACAUGUUGGAAGUGUUUGAACAAGGAGAAAAGUGAUGACGAAGACUUUACCACAUAAGUGGGUAGAGUGAAUAGAGAGUGCGAGAGAUUUAAACAGGAUAAACUAACUGCAGACUCGUUCAUGUGCCUGAUUUUUGUUCAGGGACUUACUGCUAAAAAGGACGCAGAAGUCAGAAGGAAAAUUCUCGCAGAGAAGGAAACGAAACAGGAUAUAACCCUCCAGAAACUGUAAGAAGAGUGUGAUGUGAUAUUAAAAGUAAGGCACUACACAAAAGAAAUCCAACGCGGAGAUUGUUUACAGAUAAAACCAGUGUAACUUCGAAGUAGAUCCCAGUCGUAAUCCAACUCCCAUGAACUGUAACCCUCUUUAAACAAUUUCAAAUUUAGCAUAAUUCCAUCACCAAGAAAAAAUAUUUGCCCCAUUGAAACUAACCACCAUGCCUACUGCCAAAAUGCUGGCAGAUUCUACCCAAAGCGAUGCAGCUCUGGAAAGGAAAAAGAAGAAGGAACGACAUGAUCGCCAGAAAAAGUCCAAGAAGGAAGACAAACCCCACCAUCACAGUAAACGGAAAACUAAGAGUACAUUUGCUAGCGGUAGCAACAGAAAAAAUAAGAAAAAACAUAAAAGUACCACUUCUGAUAAAGAUACUGAAACAAAGGAAGGGUCUGAAGACAGUGACCUCAAUCUUAGCAAACCACUUUAUCCAAUCAGUCACUACAUCAAUGAGAGAAGUGAAAUGCUGGAACAAAUGUUUCACUGUAUUCAGGGUGCCACACUGAAGAAAGCACUUCCAGAAAUAUUGCAGGAUUUACCAAUGAAGGAAUUGAAACAACUUUGCCUUACACAACUUGAGGUUAUGUCAAAGAAACGAAUUCUUCGAAUAUUGGCAGGUGAUGACCCCAUAACUAUAUCUUCAUCUGGUACAGAUGAAUCAGGAGAUGAAGGUGGAAACCACACUGGGAAUGUAUCUAAGCGAAGCACUGUCGCUGCACAACCAGCAGAUUCAACUUCAUCUUCAAUCGACAGAGUGGAGUUCCAACCUGUAGCCGAUAGCAGAGUAUUAGCUGAUGUUAGCAAGACAAGCAGUGUUGUAUGUAAACCAACAGCUGAGGUAGAACUGGUUAUUACCAAAGGUAGUUACCACUCAAACCUAGCAUCUUCUGCAAGUUACUCAAGUAAUUAUAUCCCUUCAGAUCAGAAACUUCUGAACAGACAACAGAUCUAUACUAACCCAAACUGGCCUCCCGGUGGAUUCGGGGAUCUUCAUUAUCGGCCACAUCCAGUUCGUGCACAUGUCUCACCGCAGCUGUUAGCAUAUCAACAGGCUUUGUCCACCAAACAACUAGAUAUUUUUCAGCAUCAUACCAAAGCGAAUGAAGCAUUGAUAAUGACCAGGACACCGUACUAUGGCAGAAAUGACACCACUGCAUCAGCACUUAGCUUCGGUGGUGUCAGCACAAAUUUCUGCCACAAUUGCAAACAGACUUAUUGUAUCUGCAACUACAAAACUAAGCCCUCUUCACUUGCAUGCCACCAGCUCCAUGCUGCACCAACAGUAACAAUCGGACAGACUUUCACGACUGUAAAAGCUGCACCUACAAAGAGUACAUUUGCAUCUUCUGUCCAGAAGUCAUUACCAUCAGGCACAGAAUCAUCGCAAAAUGUAAUUGUACAAACAGAAAUGGAAAUUUUGGAACUUGGCAUGCGAGCACGGGCUAUCAAAGCAAUGCUACAAGCAGCAUCUCAGUGUAACCCAUAACAUCAGGCAAGUGUCACACACACACACAUACAUACAUAUAUAUAUAUGUUGUCAUGGUAGCUUUGUUCCCUUUCUUUCUUUAUUGCCGUGAUGUUAAUUGUGGAUGUGUGUGUAGGUCAAUAUGAUUCAUACGUGUACGUUAGUGCUGUAGUUUUACAUACAUAUGCAUAUACGAGUCUGUGUAAAUUGGUCUAUACAUAUACACCAUAUGUGUAUAUAAAAAUAUAUAUAUAUUAUUCUUAAACAAGAAUGUUAUUGACAGUGACCUCAAAGUUUCAGUCAGUAACUUUGAAGUCAUUGUCAAGAACAUUCUUCUUUAAGAAUGAUUAAUUUGUAUCUACAAAAUUGUAGAGUAACUCUUCAGAUUAAUGUAAAAUUGUUUUUAUUAUAGCUGAAUAUAAAAACAAACAUU
Messenger RNA from Octopus bimaculoides (California two-spot octopus), 2908 nucleotides. RefSeq lists its product as uncharacterized. Gene Ontology annotation, biological process: regulation of apoptotic process. Lineage: Eukaryota; Metazoa; Mollusca; Cephalopoda; Octopoda; Octopodidae. The record is from RefSeq and is a predicted model, not a curated record.